CAUUGCAAGUCCAUUAAAAAUGCCGAAAUCAAUGCAGAUUUGAAGAUUAAAAAUUCCACGCGAUUUGAAUGAGCUCAGUUGUGAUAAAAUCAUACCUGAACACCAGAAUAUUUGACGGCACGACAGCUUAUGUGGAUCGCGCGGAUUGAGAAACCCGACAGAAUGAAGCGAUCGGAGUAACGCCCUUAAUUUUCCAAAUUCUUACCCCAAUUUCUCGCCAUUUUUACCGAAUACUGUUUUGACUGACAGGCUCCGGAACGGGCGCGUAAUUUUCAAAUAAUUUUUCUCUCCGUGUCAGCCGCAGUGACAUAAAAGACACUUCUACAGCCUAAUGACCUAAUCCACUAUUUUCUCAGCCGCCAAAUUUUGUUCUGACAAUUGCCCCUGAACGACGAUUGAGUACCACUGUUCUGGUGACAAUAUUUCGUUGUGACAAUGUAUUGGGUACCAGAGAAUGGACAAAUACAUUGGGUGUUGGGUGAAACCACGCAACAAGGCGCCAACGAUAAUCAUACAAGUUCCGUGCUCGCUCGUGUGGACUGGUUGUCUUAUACGAGCAUGCGCAAAGCUGUAUGACGAUAGGUUACCAACGAUAUACCAACCCAAAGCAACCCCGGUACGGGUGAAUUUUACACGUGUAUGAGUGAUCGCAACAUACAUAGACGAGAAUAGGAGAAGAAUUUCGAGCCAACCCCCUCAGCCCCUUCUCGCAGUUGAAUUUAGACGGAAAUUUCACUCACUCAACGGGCGUGAUACUGCAGUUAUGGUAGUGCGCGAGUUAACACGUUUAUCUAGGCAUUUACCCGACGUAUUGUGGUAUUCAGAAUAAUAUGAUAAUAGUAAUUGUUUGGAUAGUAGGGGGGGCUUGACAGUUGGCCCUUGAAAUUUUUUAGUGAAACGACACGCGCAUUAACGUGACUCGAAUUGCGGGGAAAACUAUUGAAAUUGUGAGAUUAACAAUGAAACGUGAGGGGAUGAGAAUGUGUUUGAAUCGUUGGUGCGCAUAUAGUACGGUAAAAUAGAGGGAUAUGGAUGGGUAGAGGAGAAAACAAAACGACGAUUUUUUGAAUGAAGGGAGCACAAGGUGAAGGAGGGAUGAAAAAGAGGAGAGAAUGGAGAAUAAAAGAGGGGUAGUGUAGACACCUCGGUUAUAUGGGUGCGUUUGUUUAGGUCCCAAAACAGGAGGGGCACUCGAGCCACUAAUCUAUUUAGCCAUGGUGUUUGAUAUGGAAUUAAUGAGAAUUCCCCAUGCCUUACCCAUCGCCAUUGGCUUUUAUUUCCCCGGUGAGUUGACGUUCUGGGUGUCUAUUGGAAGCGAGGAACUCGAGAAUACUAUUUCGUCAGCGGCUGUAGCUCCUCUUGAUACCGUAAAGGAGUAGCCAGCUGUCCUUUUUGGCGUUCCACCGAUGAGAUUCCAAUCUCAAGACCCUCACUGCCUCCUUCACUCUUCGCCACAUCCUUUAUCUCCAUCGUAAAAUCUUCGAAUGAGAAUUAUUCUUUUGUUUAGGAGUCUUUAAUUGCUGAAUACAUCUGAUCGUGUCCUGUGACAGUAAGCGCCGCACUCGUUUCAUCCUCACCGUCACCAACUGUGCCAAUACUGAGCAUAGCAGCAGCAGCAGCAGCAGCCAGUGGCAAUCAUUCACUGACAACCCCAAUACCGAGUACAAGAAUGGCUGUAACUAGUGCAAUUGUUAGACCACCGGGUAGUCCAACAACAUCGGUAAGUCCAUCAUUACCGCAUCCACCACCAUCCAGUGCCAGUGGUGGUCCAGGACCAGGUACAAGAUGCUGUGAUACUGGUAGACCAUUGUUCAAUGAUCCAAGAACAGGUCAAACAAUAUGCUCUUGUCAGUAUGAACAAACAUUACUCAGUGGUUAUCAACGUCUCAAUGGUAUUGCACCAGCUGCAUUGUCAAUGUACAGUGCACCUUAUGCAGCAGCAGCAGCGGCAGCCGAGGGUAUGGCAUAUCUACCAACAUUUGGAGCUGAACAGUCACCUUUUUAUACGCCCACAGGCGUCGGCCUCGAUCUGAAGGAGAACCUGGGGGCCGGAGCAGCCUGGCCAUAUCCCUCUGUUUAUACACCCUACGAUCCUGCCUUCGCCAGUUAUCCCUUCAAUGGUUAUGGAAUGGAUUUGAAUGGAGCUAGACGAAAAAAUGCAACAAGGGAGACAACGAGUACGCUGAAAGCGUGGCUGAACGAUCACAAGAAGAAUCCAUAUCCAACGAAGGGUGAAAAAAUAAUGCUGGCGAUAAUUACCAAAAUGACACUGACCCAGGUAUCAACGUGGUUUGCCAAUGCAAGAAGAAGACUCAAGAAGGAGAACAAGAUGACGUGGGAGCCGAGGAACAGGGUGGAGGACGAGGAUAAUAAUAAUGAGGAUGACGAUAGUGGACGAAAGAGCGUAGACGAGAAAGAUCGACUAGACUCGAAAGACUCGGGAACGGGUUCCAGUGAGGACGGCGAGAGACCAGCUCAUCGUCUAGAUUUGUUACACAGUUCUGGUGGUGCAUCCGGUGGUUUGCCAGGUAGAACUGAGAGUGAAUGGAGUGAAUCGCGCGCCGAUAGUGGACCCGACAGUCCUGAGUGUCUGUUUGAUCAGCGUGAACCGAGGCAUCCACUUCAACUACAACAUCCAGCAUACUUAGCUGCUACACAUGGUAGAUUACUCAGUCAUCCAUCACCUGAAAGUACAUCACCCGGUGGUGUUGGUUGUGGCACAAGUCAUGUACCACCAUCGACAAGUGCAUCGUCCACAGGAAGUGGACCGACCAAACCACGAAUUUGGUCAUUAGCUGACAUGGCUAGCAAAGAUGGUGAACAAACAAAUACAAAUUCAGCAAUUACUGGUUUAGGAUCACCAUAUGGGAGUGGCAAUGGUGGAGGUAAAAUUGUCAGUCCCUUGGCUAGUCGACUACCUCAUCAUCAUCCACUGCAUCCAGCAAUGCAUCCUGGUGCACAAUUUGUCAGGCAUCAUCCCGAUUUCUAUAGAAACUUGUACAGUACCUCACAUCUUGGAUCUAGUGAAAUGGCAUUGUUAGAGACUUAUUCAAGAACACUGGGUGGUCUUGGUGGUGUUAUACCACCAACAAGUGUUCCUGGUAUUUUAACAACUGUAUCACCAUCAGUGUCAUCAGCAACGAGUAAUAUCAAACCAUUUACGAUAAAUGGUAGUACAAAUUCUGGUCCACCUGUUAUAUUGACAGCAUCAUCUGGUGUAUCACCAUCAUCAUCAUCAACAGCAUCAUCCGGUAGAUCGGACCAACAAUCACCACAUCCAAGUGGUGGUAGUCAUCCACCGUCGGAGCUCAAAUCUCCUGGUCGUGUGUGAUUUCGUGAUAGCCGUUAGGUCGUGUCUGUAAAUUUAUUGUAAUUCAUUCUGAUAGAAUGGGGCAGCGGGGCGGGAGGGGGGGGGGGUAAAUAUAUUAUCAACGGCAACACGGCACAAAUGUUUUUUUGUGGCUGACAAUAAAACAGACUCCAAAUAUAUCUUGUAAAUUAGUGUACAGUUUCAAUGAGUUUUAAUGAUGAAAAGGAAUGUGAGAUAAUAUCCCCUAUCCACUCUACCCCUUUCCCUUAUCCAAUUCCUUUUUAUCUUUUAUCGAAUCCACGUUUCAGUACGAAUACGAAUGAAGUACGUGAGAGUAUGGAUUCCCGAACCAAAACUGAUUGUAGCCCAAAUUAUGAAACAGAAAAAUGGAGAAUGAAAAAAGCGUAUACCCUAGCGAUGAAUUCGAUAUUAUGUAUAUGAAUCGAUAAAUAUACAUAUAGUGAUGAUUAAUAUUAUUAUUUAUGCGUUUGUAAAUAGUAGUCAGGGGGCUGGUCCAACGCCCAGUCACAAAAGAAGUGAAAACAAAAGUGUAUGUAUUGUAUGUAGAGUAGAAAAAAAAACACACAGCAUUAUUAUUAUUAUAUAAUCAGAAUCGUAAUUCGUGCUAAUUGAUGAUGAUUUGUGACGAGGACUGACCGACGAUUCUUCUAUUAUUGUUAUUGCAAUGUUUAAUAAAACUGGAAACGAAAAAAUCAGUGAAAAAUAAAUACAACAGGUCGACGCGGUCUCAAGGGUAUUGAUAGUUGAUUCGAGGCUGGCAAAAGUGGCGAAUAAAAAAAAAACAAAUGCAAUGAGAGAAACAAACUUUGUUAGUAAUUUUAUGGCUUCAAAAGUACAUUCAUUCAAAUUGAGACUCUGUUGCCCGUCUUGUUGCAUCGUACUCUUCUUAAUUUUACGUUUCAACAGAGUGAUGUUUUUAAUGGAAAUAAAUAAAAAGGCCGCGUCGCACAUAUCACGUCGACAGUCAGCACGAUCACCAUCAAAACCUCUUAGUCAUUCGUGUCCAAAAUUCCUGAACGCCGGUGUUUUAAUCAUGAAAAAGUCACCCCUGAUUUUGCCACAUUGGUGAAAAUAAUUGAAAAAAAAAAUUAAUUCAACCAAAAGAGAAUCACCAGCGUGAAAUUUCGCAAUAAACGAAUCAUUAUGGAACAUAAA
Molecule: messenger RNA, 4486 nt
Organism: Diachasmimorpha longicaudata
Lineage: Eukaryota; Metazoa; Arthropoda; Insecta; Hymenoptera; Braconidae
Gene: mirr
Product: Iroquois homeobox protein 6a
Exons: 5
Coding region: 1670-3331 (553 amino acids)
Biological process (GO): cell development; neuron differentiation; regulation of transcription by RNA polymerase II
Cellular component (GO): nucleus
Molecular function (GO): DNA-binding transcription factor activity, RNA polymerase II-specific; RNA polymerase II cis-regulatory region sequence-specific DNA binding
Source: RefSeq, a predicted model, not a curated record